Galendromus occidentalis (western predatory mite) is the source of this 1278-nucleotide messenger RNA. RefSeq names its product tyramine receptor 1-like. Lineage: Eukaryota; Metazoa; Arthropoda; Arachnida; Mesostigmata; Phytoseiidae. Bases 1 to 1278 code for a protein of 425 amino acids. Gene Ontology annotation, molecular function: octopamine receptor activity. Gene Ontology annotation, cellular component: plasma membrane. The transcript is spliced from 4 exons. Gene Ontology annotation, biological process: G protein-coupled receptor signaling pathway. The record is from RefSeq and is a predicted model, not a curated record.
AUGCUUAACGAGUCGGGUCUCAGUCCAAUAAUUUUACCAACGACUGUGAGUGAUGUUGUGACAACCGCUUUGUUUAGUGAUCGGAAGAUUGUUCCUUUCGACUAUCUGGAAGAGGAUCAGAGUAAUUGGACAGACUUCUGGGGCGUCUUCGACACAGAAAUAUCAAUCGGGCUGAUAGCGUUCAUCAAAAUUCUCAUCAUCCUAAUAAUAGUGGUGGGAAAUCUCCUGGUGAUACUCUCCAUAUUCACCCACAAGCCCUUGCGACAAGUGCAAAACCUAUUUGUGGUAUCGCUGGCCUCCUCGGAUGUGACGGUCGGUCUUUUUGUGACGCCUUUCAAUGUGAUUUAUCACCUAGACGGGAAAAACUGGGUGUUUGGGAUUCUUCCCUGCAAAUUGUGGCUGACAUUCGACGUGCUGUGUUGCACUUCUUCUAUACUGAACCUGUGUGCAAUCGCUAUAGACCGGCAUUGUGCAAUAAACGAUCCGCUCGAAUACGUGCACAAGAGAACGAUGGGCCGAGUUCUCAGACACAUAGCCAUUGUGUGGCUAAUAUCACUGGCCGUGUCGGUCCCGCCUCUUGUUGGCUGGAACGACUGGCACGAAAAAGACUUCCCGGGCAAAUGUGAAUUAUCAUCAGAGAAAUACUACGUUCUAUUCUCGGCUCUCAGUUCAUUCUAUUCUCCGCUAGCUCUCAUGUGUAUCAUGUACGUGAAGAUCUUCCUCUCGCAGAGGAAACGGCUUAGACAGAGGGCUGAAGCGGCGGCCAGGAUUCCGCUCCCAUCUCUUCAGCCUGGAGCAGCUGCCCAACCGAACGGUGAGGAAGCAGCAGGAGGACCGUCUGCAGGAGGUGACUCAGACUCAGGUGCUGGACCGUCCUGUUCUACUGGAUCUCGCGGAGGCAACGUGGCUGCAAUCGACGUUCCGGACCCCCAACCGCUCAGUCGGUGCGGGGCGGCUUUGAACGUCAAAGCGAAUUUUGACGAGCGUCAACGAAUAUGUUUAGCAAAAGAACGGCGGGCGGCUCGCACGCUCGGAAUCGUCGUCGGUGUGUUCGUUGUGUGCUGGCUUCCAUUCUUUCUAAUGUACGUCACUCUGCCGUUUUGUACGAUCUGCUCUAUUCCCGACAUGUGGAUGAACUUCUUCGUGUGGCUUGGCUACUUCAACUCGGCGCUCAACCCUUUCAUUUAUACGUACUACAACCAGGAGUACCGCAAAGCGUUCAAGAACAUAUUGACCCUCAAAAUCUGUUGGGACAAUUUUACCGCCCCAUUCUCUUGA